UCUUCCAGGAAGAAAUCUUUCUUGUAUUCAGCGCUAUACGCUGCAUUUAUAUUUGGUGGUCGGCAUAUGAUGAAACAACGAGAGAAGUUUGAACUGAGAAAACCCCUGGUGCUGUGGUCGCUGAGCCUUGCUGUAUUUAGUAUUAUUGGUGCUGUGCGUACUGGAGCAUACAUGGUAUAUAUCCUGACUACAAGAGGCCUGAAACAAUCGGUGUGCGACCAAAGUUUCUACAAUGGACCAAUCAGCAAAUUCUGGGCGUAUGCAUUUGUGUUAAGCAAAGCACCCGAGUUAGGAGACACAAUGUUCAUUAUACUGCGGAAGCAGAAGCUCAUCUUCCUGCACUGGUACCACCACAUCACGGUGCUGCUGUACUCCUGGUACUCCUACAAAGACAUGGUGGCCGGAGGAGGGUGGUUCAUGACGAUGAACUACGGCGUCCAUGCCGUCAUGUACUCCUAUUAUGCUUUGCGGGCGGCUGGCUUCAGAGUCUCGCGCAAGUUUGCCAUGCUCAUCACCAUGACCCAGAUCACACAGAUGCUGAUGGGCUGCGUUGUUAACUAUUUGGUGUACGAGUGGAUGCAGCUAGGCCAGUGUCCAUCCCACAUGCACAACAUCGUCUGGUCCUCCCUCAUGUACCUCAGCUACUUUGUGCUCUUCUGCCAGUUCUUUUACGAGGCCUAUUUGAGCAACAGCAGGAAAGCACUGAAGGUCGCCUAGAUCCGGCUGGUUGGAGGCCACUGCUCAGGGGCAUCAGUCAUAUGGCACAAUGACAUGUUUUGAGUGCUUCAAAAAAAAAAUGGCAGCCUGUAUCCAUUAGCUUGGUUUAAUCCAUUGAGCUCAUGAUGCCUCCGGGUGAGACCACCCUUGGCAGAUUCAAAUCCAGUUUAAAAAGUAAAGAAGACAUUCCUUGUAAAGGUGGUCAUAAGUGUGAGAUGACGUAUCUGGGCUAUGGUGUUGAGACGCAACAUAAGUAUUUUUUGAUCAAAGCAUUUAAAAAAAACUGGGUUAAGUGAGGUAUGCAAAAGAGCUUAAAGGGUUAAGCCAAUUAGUAUUAAAUCAGAAGGUCUUCUGAGGGGCAGCUAGAAGAACCAAAAGUUUUAAGGAAAAAAAGGAUUAAUGAUUUUAAGAAGUUAAAUUUUUUAAUGUUAAUCUGAGUCAGUUAGAAAGUGUUACGGUAAAAUUACAUCAACAAUAAAUGGAUCUGCAUUGAUGAAAUGGAUAGCAGUUUCCUGACCCAUGGUUUGUCCCCGAUCAUAAUUUGUGUAAUAACAGCCCAGCCUGCCUUUAGAGAGAUCCCACAACUGAUUUUUAUUUACUCUGUAUGUAAGUAAUGCAGGAGAACAUUUGCAUAUAUAACUUACGGUCUUGUGAGCAUCGCCGUUUGAAUUAAAGCUGCUUUGCCUGAUAAUGAUGGGGGAUUUAACCAAAGAAAAUUGCAUUUUAAAAUUGUCGAAAAGAAACAAAAUCCUCUGCCGUUUUGCAAUUCAUUUUUCACUUAAUUCACUCCUGUUCCUUACAGCACUGUGAUCCACAUGAGGAUUUGCUGUCAGUUUGGGCCAAAAUGUGCACUUCCACCUUUAUUGAUCACUGUGAUAAAUUUUAAGGCUUUUGCUGCCUCCCUUUUCCAGAGCUGUGGUCUCUCUGCAUUGACUUACUGUUCAUGGCCAUUCAAAUAAAACAGCUCAUAUAUCUUGAUUCUUCACCCAAGAAUGUGCAUCCCCUCAUUCUAUUGUUUCCUUGCUUGCAAGGAUAUAUUUGCCACGGUUUCUGAAACACUUCUUUUAAAUGUUUCGCUAGAUUUUCUCUUAUCUGUCUUAACAUUCCUAAAAUGAAAGUUGUGGGCUAACUUCCAGUACUGUAACAACCAGCAGCUGCUUUACAUAGUUGAAAAGAAAGAUUUUUAACACAAUUAAUAAUGGGAUGAGCAUAUGUGCAGGGAACAGGACUGCGCUUCCACCAAAUUCUUUAUAUAAAACAAGCUGCGGGAUUCUUUUACAAAUAUUUUUACUUAUAUUUUUUGAUAUUGUGAUCUUAUUGAUAAAUGAUUCAGUGUAAAUAAAUUUGGGGGCAAAGCAGCUUUAAGAUUGAUUUUUAUUUCAACCUUAACACUUUUAACCACAUUCAAAUUGAGAAGGCAACUUUGCAGCUUAAGCCAAUUCAGCUUGUAUCGUGACAGCAUUUCAGGUGAGAACACUUGGAUUUAACCCACCUCAGUCUUUAGGAAUUCGAAGGAGGCUGUUUAAGCAAAGAGCCAAAGUAAUACAACCUGCUGAGUGGAGAGCACAAAUUAUUCAGCGUUUCAUGAAUCUGUAAUGGUGUAAGCGUGUUUAAGCACAGAACAUCCUGUGCAGUAGAACUGUUUUCUAUAAAUGACAGUAUGUGUUAUUCUCAACUCCUUGAUGCUGUAACACAUAAUAAAUACUUUAAAAAAUAUAUCACACCUGCUUCUCACAGCUUUUGCUUGUUUUAUCUUGCCUAAUGAUUAUAGAUUCAUGCAGAGUUACUGGAAAUAAUUUGUGGUCUUUGUAUUACUCCGGUUUACAGCUUCUUUGAGAGAUUUUACAUUUUUAAAAAUUUUUGCCAAAAUCCAACCCUAGAAAUUGCCUCGACAUUUUGGGCCUAAUGAUACAGUUAAGAAAUCAUUUAUAUAUGUACAAAAGAACAGAGACACCUCCCUUCUUACAAUGGCAUCUGAGACAAAUAAGAAUACAGAUGGUUUAUAUAGUUUUUGGUGAGAUGCAGAUAUUUAUCCAGAGCCAGAAGGUGGCACAUUGGUGGAAACAAAAGUAACUUCUUAAUAGCAGGCAAAUUGAAGUUGAGAAACCAUAGUGCAAUGCCUUUCCUCACUUCCCGUGUUCAGUUCCAGUCAAUCAAGCUUGUAUAAUAAUCCUGAAUAAUAAAUUCAGUCCCUCAAAAUUUUGUUUGGAAAUGAACUGAAAGAUGUUACAUGAUGAAAAACUUCUUUGAUAUGUACUAUAUUAAAUCCACAUUACAUGGCCUGAAAUUCCACGUAGUUUAAUCUGUAAAACCAAUUUUGUCUUAAAAAUGUAACAUACAGCAGAAUUGGGGAAAAUUCUCAAAUACAAUCUUAAUUUGGAAACUGAUUUGCUGCAAUUCUUACAAAGAGACGAUUACAAAAUUAAGAGUGAAUUUGAGAAUAUUCCAUAAUUUUGAAACAAUCUGGUCUUACGCACUAAAACUUGGUAAAAUUUCAACCUACAGUAUGCACAUUGAAAAGCAGCGCAUGUACACACACAUACAUAUUAUGGGAUGUACACUGCCUGAGGCACAAGACAAAUGCGGGCUUUGCUAAUACACUAGUUGCACAUCUUGUCUUCAGACUCACUCCAGUUCAUACACCUCUGCCCAUUUUGCAGCUCCCAUGUGAUCUACAUACAGGAGUUUACAAUGUGAUUCUUGUCUUAUGAUCUCGCAGCACCUGGUGACCCUGAAUUCUUACCAGAUACCUUGUAUGUCUAUAUGUUUGUGUAUUCGGUACUGUGUCUUAAGAGUUCAGAGUGCUCGUCAGUCUACAAGUUGAGGACCAAAGAAAGGAAUAAAGACACUAGUAUUGUUGAUUGAACUUCAUUGUAACUAUGGGGCUAUUAAAGUUAGUGUCACAUAUAAUUACGUCCUAUAAUUGUGUUUUAACCAUUUCUAGGUUUUCCUCCAGCCUUAUGAUUUACUGUUUUUUUAAAAAAUUAGGCGACACAACAGUUUGAGAAAAUUUUUUAAAAAAUGAACAAAUGAGCACCGACCUGACAAAAUCUCUUGGUUGUACAUCCUAGGAAAAACUAUUGUACAUGUCCUAAAACUACACGUGCAGAAAGAGAUGUUGAGACCUUAUGUCAGAUCAAUAAAAAUCCAUGAGAAUAACUUCUGACCAGAGUGAGAUUUGAAAAUAUACAGUAGCCAAUGCAAUGUUUUGCCAACAUCACUUUUUAAAGCUUUCACUAAAUAAUCUAAAAAGUCAAUGCCAGCCAAGUUCUAAUAAUACUUCCAUCUGAUGCAAGGAUUAUUCACAGUAAAACAACAACAACAAAAUUGCAUUUAUAGAGCGCCUUUCACAUUGGGAAGAUGUAACAUAAAAGGAUGGUUAAAAAAUUAUUUUGUUGAACAGUAAUGAAAAAGUGAAUUCCUUCUAUGGUAUUACCUCCUUUAAAAGAAUGUGACCUGGAAUAUUCCUUUUAAAAUCAGAUAAGAUGUUUGUUGUUAUACUGGAUUUAAUAUUAUCCUGUGAAACAAAUUGAUCUUAGUUUAAUAAUAAUAAUAAUCCUUGCAUUUGAUAUAGCGCUUUUCACGUCGGGAAAUCACGUGGGGCAUCACCUGUACUCCUUAACAAAUGAUAGGAGUUGUAAGAGUCUAUUUAUUUAACUGUUAUAAAUUGAAACAUUUUGAGCUCAUGUCUUUUGUCAAUAGACUUCCUGCUCUGUUUUUUGUUUUUUUUACAUGUGCUUCUAGUAACAGAAAGUAAGCUGAUAAAAAAAGCAGGACAGAAGAAUGCAUUGUUAUUCAGCAAACACAAUGAAUGCUGUUUUCAUUUUUACAUCAGUACAAGAGUUGCUUUCUUCCCUAUUCUCUCCCAUUUUCUUUUCCAAAUUUUUUACCAGACUUAAACAGAUCCAUUUCAACCAAGAAAGAAGGGAGAGGCCAGAUUUGAUUUGACUCAUGAAUUUCAGUAUCUGCUUUUCUUUGAUUUAGGAAGGGAACUCCAACCCACAGAAUUCACAACUUAUAGGUAUGACUACAAUACGAUUAGAAAUCUUCACUGAAACCAUGACGGCUCAAAUACCUGGCAUUACAUUUAAGAGUUACAGGUUCAUUCAUUUGUAAUCCAAGAUGUAUUCUUAUAACUGUGCCAAAGUCCCUGCUCCAUGUAUUAUAAUUCAGACAGGCAAGUCUGGUGUUCAGGGUCACUAUCUAAUAUACGUAAUCUGUUUCUAAUUGUCAUGUACGUGUUGUUUCCAUAACCAGUUGUGUGUAGGGCGUAAAUAUUACCAACAUAUGGUAAUAGUACUUUCACAAAACACAAAACUGCUAAUUUAAUAUGAUGUUUGUACUGUUAACAUUCAAUUGUUGUGCUUUAACUGUGUUUAAGGCGUAUACUCAAAGGCUGCCGGGGGCAAUGGAAAUCUACAGAGAAAGGGUUAUUUUAAUCAGCAGAACAAAUUUAAAAAGAAUCUCUAAAUCUGCAUCAUCGAUUCAAAAUAACCACUAAACUAAUAUUUGAGCAUUCAUAACUUCCAAUAAUUGAUUGACGAAA
Messenger RNA from Callorhinchus milii (elephant shark), 5263 nucleotides. Its product is annotated as elongation of very long chain fatty acids protein 6. The transcript is spliced from 3 exons. The annotation marks the transcript as partial. Gene Ontology annotation, biological process: fatty acid elongation, monounsaturated fatty acid; sphingolipid biosynthetic process; very long-chain fatty acid biosynthetic process. Gene Ontology annotation, molecular function: fatty acid elongase activity. The record is from RefSeq and is a predicted model, not a curated record. NCBI's taxonomy places the organism in Eukaryota, Metazoa, Chordata, Chondrichthyes, Chimaeriformes, Callorhinchidae. Gene Ontology annotation, cellular component: endoplasmic reticulum membrane.